UACUGCACAAAAAUUGAAGUCAUUCUCUAUGUGAACAAAUCUGCAGUUAAUUUAGUUUAUUUUACCUCAUUUUAAUUUAAAAAGCUUCUCGAACGGUUUUCAGAUAUAAGAGGGCUGGACAUUUGAUUAUUUAUUUGUUUUUUUAAGAUUAUUUUUUGCGCAUGUUAUGCCGUUUAUUUGAUAGUGAGAGCGAAACUUACAAAGCUCCCAUUUCUGUGAACGCAGCACUGGUGACGUAAAGGGUGUGGGCGUGGUUGGACAGCCGUACUUGCCCCGACUGAACACCCGGUAUACCCAGCUGUCAUUUGACUCGAAGCUAAAGAUGGCAGGAAACAAGUCUUAUACUAUAGUUGAAUAUUUCGGCGGCGAUUCGGGUUACCGGUGUGGUUACUGUAAGAAUGACGAAGGAAACUUUUCUCAUGGGAUGUGGUCCCACACCAUGACUGUACAAGACUACCAAGACCUGAUAGACCGAGGGUGGAGAAGAAGUGGGAAAUAUGUCUAUAAGCCCAAAAUGAACAAGACAUGCUGUCCGCAGUACACCAUCAGAUGUCAUGCAACACAUUUCCAGCCCUCCAAAUCCCACAAGAAAGUCUUAAAGAAGAUCAGCAAAUUCAUUUCCAAAGGGGAAUUGCCAAAAGAUCAGGAUAAUGGCGAGCCGAUGGAAGCAGUGUGUGACGAAGGUGGGCCACGGGAGCCCAGCAAAGCCUGUCAAUCAGAAGUGAAGUGUGCUGCUAUCACAGACAUUCAGAAGGAGCUACCAGAGUGUCCCGCUAUCACAGAAGUCCAUGAGGUAGUGGAUGCAGCACCUGCAGCACCUGCCGGCUCAGAGACGUCAAGAACAGAGCGAGCGUCCGAAUCGGAUGAGAGGACAGCCGCCAUCGCUCCUAAACCAGGAAUCGGAGCUGAUCCCGCCCGGCCGCUAUGCCGGAAGGCCAAAGACUUGAGGAAGGAGCGACGUCUUCAGAAAGACCAGAUUAGACAAAGCGCUGAUGGAGUCCCCUCCAUUGUCUCCCCUACCCCCCCCACUGCGGCCCAGACCAAACCCCUGGAAGAUUUCAUCAAUGAGUCACUGCCUGAUAACGCUCCUCAUUGCCUCGAGGUGAGGCUAGUGCCGGUCAACUUUGAGGACCCUCAGUUCGCAGCGUCCUAUCAGCAGUCGGUGGCGCUGUACGCCCGCUACCAGAUGGCCAUUCAUGGUGAUGACCUCAGCGAUUGUAGUGAAAGCGAGUUCCGGAGAUUUCUCUGUGAUUCACCACUAGAGGCGGAACAUUCUCCAGAUGGGCCCGAAGAAGGCUACGGCUCCUUCCACCAGCAGUACUGGCUGGAUGAUCGCAUCGUGGCGGUGGGGGUGAUCGAUAUCCUGCCUACCUGUGUGUCCUCUGUCUACCUUUACUACCACCCAGACUUUGCUUCACUGUCUCUGGGCUCCUACUCUGCUCUCAGGGAGAUCGCUUUCACCAGGCAGCUGCAGAAACAGUCCCCCAAGCUGUGCUACUACUACCUGGGCUUCUACAUUCACUCCUGUCCCAAGAUGCGGUAUAAGGGGCAGUACCGGCCUUCAGACCUCCUGUGCCCAGAAACCUACACCUGGGUACCGAUAGAGCAGUGCGUACCCAUGCUAGAGAACUCCCGCUAUGCUCGUUUCAACCGGGAUCCUGAUGCAGGAGAUCCCCGGGUGCUGAAGGACGUGGGCAGACUUCUGGUGCUAUACAGACGGGCCGUGAUGCCCUACGCCGCCUACUCCCGUAAACGUAAAGGCUCCAGUGACGAAGAGGAGGUGCAGCAGUACGGAGGCUUGGUCGGCCAGGACUCCGCCGAGAGGAUCUUACUAUACCGCUCCUAAAUCACACAAAGUCACACCUCUGCACCUUUAAAUUAUAUGUGAAUGCACACCUUCAAGCAAUCUGUGUGUUUUGUUUAUGUACGUCUGUGUGUCUCCUCGCUGUCUGUCAGAGUGCUUUCUGCUUCCAGUAGUCUCACAGCGCUAAGCUCUACACAGGCUGGAGUAAUGCAGUAGCCAAUAAUUAUCUAUGUAUGUAGCCAUUCAACCAUCGGCCUCAUUCACAUUCAUUUAAAAUAUAUAUAUAUAUAUAUAUAUUCAUCAAUAAAUCUCAGUUCUUCUCCUUCCUUCUGAUUGAUUUGACCCCUUGGAUGUUGUUUUGAUAUCACUAUUUUUUGUAUUCUCAGCCCUGUACGCUUAAGCAGUGAUUUCCCUGAUGGUGAUGAUGUCAUUCGCAGGUGACCGCUCUCCCCCGAGCUGACCCAGGUUCAGCUAUAUGUCAUUGUCACUUGAGGAGCAUGUUCUCUUUUGAAUGUUCAGUGAUUUUUGAAGGUGGUUUUUACUUCGUGUACAUUACGUCCUCAAACUUCUUUUUGAAGGAUGUAAUGUAAGUAUUUUUUUUCAUUGGAACUCACAGUUUUAAAUGUUUCUUUGUGUGUAAUAUUUAAUGUUUUAUUUGCUUUUCUUUUAAUAUCGACAACAUUUUUUUUGUUGAACCAAAUAAAAGUGAUGUCUAUUCCA
Messenger RNA from Eleginops maclovinus (Patagonian blennie), 2524 nucleotides. Its product is annotated as arginyl-tRNA--protein transferase 1. Gene Ontology annotation, biological process: protein arginylation. The transcript has 12 exons. Gene Ontology annotation, molecular function: arginyl-tRNA--protein transferase activity. The coding region runs from base 323 to 1846 and encodes 507 amino acids. Lineage: Eukaryota; Metazoa; Chordata; Actinopteri; Perciformes; Eleginopidae. Gene Ontology annotation, cellular component: cytoplasm. The record is from RefSeq and is a predicted model, not a curated record.